This is a messenger RNA of Durusdinium trenchii, 792 nucleotides long. NCBI's taxonomy places the organism in Eukaryota, Dinophyceae, Suessiales, Symbiodiniaceae. The record is from the annotation of a GenBank genome assembly.
AUGGAUCUGACAACUGCAAGUGGGUUCUGUCUAGCGCUACUUUCUGUGUUGAACAUGAAGUUCGACAAGAGUCUUUGCGUGAUUGGCUUGGUAUGCAGUAGCUUUGUGGCAAUCAACGCUGCCACCCAUCGCCGCAGCAUUCUGUCCCCACUGGGAGAUACAGAACGACCCCAUGUCAGAAUGGGAAACAUUCUGGCCACGCGGGUAACUUUGCUCCUCAUGGCCUUGCAAGCGGUGGGGGCAGCAUGGAUGGUAGAACAACCCAUCUCGAGCCUUGCUUGGUACCACCCUCGCUUGCGAAGCAUCCUUCGACGCUUUCCCAAGAUCUUUGCUGUCCGUUGGUGGAUGGGCCACUACCGCUCAUGCACGCCAAAGAGGCACAUUUGCUGGGCAAACAGUCGGAAGAUUGGGGGCUUGGACAGAGGCAAAAUGAGGAAGGCGCAACGGAAGGAGAUCGCUAAGACUGGUGUGAAAAGUGCCACGGUCAAGGUCAAUGUGAAGGGGCGUAAGGCUUAUACGGGCACAUCUAGCCUCCGUGGGACAGGGACCUACCCGCCAUACUUUGGCCUUCGCAUGGUGCAGCUUUUUCCUCGUUUGAUUGAGAGCCGUUCUAAGCCGCCUGAGAUCCCGACUGAUAUGGCUGGGCUGAGCACGCAGGCUUUCUUUGACAGCAUUUCCUGGGACACCGAUGUCUGGGACGAUGGCCAAAUGCUAGAUGUCCUUGCCUACAUCCGCGGAAACAAUUCCCUUAAUUUGGGUGUGUGGCGAUCUUCUUUCCCCCAGGAACUGUGA